UAUGGAUAUGCCCGAGAAACAAUUCUACACUGCUGUGGAAACCGAGGCAUGCUUCGGAAGUCCGAAGUUUAUAUCGAAUGGUGUGAUGUUGGCAGAGAAUCCAGUGAAUCCCAUGACCUCUGACUUCCUCCAGAGGUCACACAGCACCAAACAUGGACAGGGGGCGGUGUCCAGGAGGUCGGGGCAGCUGCAGAGGGCGGGCACGUCCAAGCGCACCCGUUACCUGGGGGUGGAGACGUGGGCGGAGCUUGUGUGGGACAGCUGGGAGCUGGGCCGGGAGUACACCAAGAGCCUGCAGCUGAAGAACGUGCACGGGAAACUGCAGAAGCUCAGCUUCAGGCCCCCUGUCUCACGGGUCUUCUCCACGCCGUUCCCUCACACCAUCUCUCUGAGCCCCGGCACGACCUCCACCCUGCCUGUCACCUUCCGCCCGCUGGAGAGGCGUGAAUAUUCGGACAGCAUCGAGUUCCGCAGUAGCAUGGGAACCUUUCAGGUGUCCCUGCGUGCCACCGUCCCGCGCCAUGCCCUGCUGUCCCCCGAAUCAGUGCUGCUGCCCCCCUGUGGGGUCCUAGACAGCUCCCAAGCCUCCUUCCUGCUUCGCAACUCCAGUAAGCUGCAGACGCACUUCCUGUGGGAGGUGAGCGAUCCAUUCCGGCUGUCUCCGGAGGGCGGCGUCCUGGGCCCGGGGGAGGAGUGUCACAUGACAGUGCUGUUCAGACCACAGGGGGCGCUGGUGUACCGGGUGGAAGCAGUCUGCGUGUUUGGAGAGCAGGGGGAGAGGCGGUGCAGUGUUCUCUUACAGGGCCUGGCCAAGUACCCCCACUUUCAGCUGUGUGGCGUGGAGCAGGAGGAUGGCUACAGUGUGCUGGAGUUUGGCAGCGUGCCUAUCGGCCAAUCCCUGAAGAGACACUUCCACAUCCUCAACCCAUCCUCUGUGAGCGCCUCCUUCAGGCUGGCGGGGGUAGGGCGGGUGCCGCUGGAGGGCUCCGCGUUUGUGUGCGAGGAGCAGGAGGGCCGCUUGGCCCCCGGGGGCCGGGUGAAGGUGGCCGUGUGCUUCUCCCCCCAGGCGCCCGACUGCAGCAGCGUGGAGUACCUGCGCCUCACCUGCCACGGGGGGCCCAGCAAGGCCUUACUCAAGCUCCACGGCAACAGCACAGGCCCGGAGGUGUCAUUGCAAGCUGCGGUGCUGGACUUUGGCUGCGUGGCCCUGGGCGGGGAGGCGUGGCGCGCCGUGGAGAUCGCCAACUCGGCGGCCGCGGAGGCGCGCUUCCAGUUCGACGUGGACGCCGCGGGGCACAGCGUCUUCGCCGUGGACCCGCCCUGCGGCACGUUGCCUGGCAACGGCCGGCUCACCCUGCGCGUGCGCUUCCGUCCUCAGCACCCCAUCGCCCACCACCGGAGGGCGCCCUGUCUGCUGCUGCACAGGGAACCUCUGUUCCUGGACAUGAUCGGCACCUGUCACUCAGAGCAGCUGAAACCGGCCGUCCUGAGGCCGAAACACCUGCGGCUGUACGACCUGCACCUGGCGCGGGGGCUCACCCGUUACCCUCCCGACAUCCUGAGCGCCAUGCUGACGGAGGGGAGGCUGCGGCUCGACCAGGAGGGGGCGCUCCUGCUGCCGGAGGUCAGUCCCGCGCGUGAGCCGAGCGGCGCUGCUGGGAAGGCUGCCCUUGAGCGCCCCCCUGUGGAGAGCGGCGUGUUGCCCGAGAGGGAUCCCGUGGAGGAGUACUUUCGGGAGGGCGGGGCUGAGCCGGCGGGCGUGGCCGCAGGGACGGGGGCGGGGCCUCACGUCACGGCGGACCCCGCCGAGCUCCUGUUCCGGGGCGGGGCUCGCUCCCUCCCCCUCUCCGUCGCCAAUCGCACCAAGGGCCGGCUCAGCCUGACGUGGACCACCGCCCCCGGCUCGCCCUUCUCCGUGUCCCCCCAGUCCUGCGACCUGCCCCCCCUGAAGAGCACCGCCUUCAGGGUCACGUACGCCCCCCUGCAGCACAACACCCUCCACGCUGCUCAGCUGGAGUGCUUUGCCUGGUACAAGGUUCUGCGGGACCAUCGGCUGGUGGAGGAGCCCACUCUGUGCCCUCCCUGGUGCGUGACCGUCAGGGUCAGCGGCCACUCCUUCCAGCCCGGCUGCGAGCACUUCACGCCCCGCUUCUCCCUGCAGCGCCCCCUGGUGGUGUUCCCCGCGCUGGCUGAGGUGUGCUACAGGACGGUACUCCUGCAGAACGAGGGGGACCUGCCCCUGGCCUUCAGGCUGGGCUCUGAGGGGACCCCCUCGGUCAGCGCGCACCCCCCGAGCGGCCUGGUGCACCCCGGGGCCCACCAGAUCCUGACCCUGAGGGCGGUCCCGCAGGGGGACCCCGCCCACGCGCUGUCCGUCUCUGUGCAGUUCAACGCCUCCCCCAAAUACACACAGGCCCUGACGGUGGUCCGUGUUGUGGAGAGGCCGCGGGUGGCUCUGGAGGGGGACGGCGCGCUGUUCUUCAGACCCACGGCGGUGGGCUACAGCUCGGUCCGCUCUCACGCCCUGACGAACACAAGCCGCCUCCCCCUGCACUUUCACUGGCGAAUCCCCAGCCCCGACGGCCGCGUGCUCUCCGUCCAACCGGAGAGCGGCGUCCUGCAGCCCAACGAGGCCCGGGUGCUGAAGUGGUCCUUCUCGCCAUUGGCCGAAAUGCAGUACACUCUGAGGCCCUGCCUGACCUUCUGGCCAACCCAGUUGCCUGGAAGCAAGAAGUCCCGCCUCUUUCUCCAGGUGGUGGGGCUGGCCUCCACAGGUUCCCUCCAGGCAGAGCAGGCCGUGACGGACCUGGGCCAGCUGCUGGCUGGCAGCUGCCAGUCAUGUGACCUGCCGCUGAUCAACGACGGCCCCUGCCCCCUCAGCUUCUCCCUGGAGGUGAAGCAGUGCAUCGUGGGUCCCGGGCUGGAGGAGGAGGACGGUGACGGGGACGCUGUGGCGCUACAGCUGGGCUGUCACAGAGGCACGGUGCCGGCCCGGUCCAGGAUGGUGCUGCGGUCCACGGUGAGACCGGCCUGUAGAGCCCAGUACUGCUGGACCAUCAGCUACCGGAUCCUCAGCUCAUCCGGCUCAGAGCUGGCGGGGCCGGCGCACCUGUGCCAGGUGAAGGCCGAGGGCGUGUUCCCGGUGCUGCAGGUGACGGACGCGCGGGGGAGCGGGGGCGUGGCGGGCCUGAGCAAGCUGCAGCUGUGGGGGCUCUUCUCCCUGGACGCCCUCAACGCCUACCUGCGCCGUGACCCCACCCCGCCCGAACUCACCUACAGGGUGCCCACGCGACACAGUCUCCAGGGCUCUCCCUGCUUCCUGACUCCAGUGCUGCUGGACUUCAGCUUCAGUGCAGCACCGUUGGGCUCAGAAGCCUCCAGUGUGCUGCUCAUGCUGGAGAACCCGGGAAGCAUCCCUGUGGACUGGUGCUUCCUGUUCCCGGAGGACCAGCAGCUGGAGCUGGAGUGCUGGGCGGAGAGCGUGGAGUUCAGCCCCGCGGAGCUGCAGCAGAUGAAGGUGCAGGAGCACAGGCUGUUCUCCGUUUCCCCCCGCUCGGGAACGCUGCACCCUGGCCAGCAGAGGGCAGUGCAGCUCACUCACAGGCAUGACUUUGCUGGAAGUGACCUCCUCCCAGUCCUUCUGAAAUUAUCCCAUGGCAGAGAAAUCCUGCUGAACUUCCUCGGCGUGACGGUGGAGAGAGACAGGCCGUAUGUUCACUUCCCCUCCAGCCGACACACCUUCACACCUGUGCCCAUCGGGGGGUUCAGCCCCCCGAAACAGGUGUAUGAGCUGUAUAAUAGAGUGGACGUCCCUGUGCACGUGCUGGAGGGGGACUCGGCGCUGGUGCGGUUCGAGGGCCGGGGGUGGGACAGCCGCUCCGCGGGGGAGGUGCCCCCGGCGCAGCUCCAGGGCUGCGCCCCCUCUGUGCCCAGCACACAGCGGGUGGCCUUACCUGGGCAGCUGGUGUUCCUGUCAGAAGAGCGCGUCUCUCUGGGAGAUAUCCCUGUCUGCUCCCGCAGCACCCGCAUCCUCUUCCUCACCAAUGUCUCCCUCACAGAGAGAGUCCUCUACACCUGGAACUUGCCCCAAGACCGCAGCCAGCAGGUGCAGGUGGUUCCUGACUCUGGGCUCUUGGAUGCAGGACAGAGUGCUCUCUGCAUCCUCACCUUACAGGCCUCUGGCACCCCCAGCUUCUACCUGCUGGACCUCAUCUGCCAGGUGACCACAGAGAGAGCCAUGGCGCAGCACGAGGACGAGCUGCAGCGGUGGGAGAAGGAGAGAGAGAGGCAGGGGAAUGAGUUCACCUUCACAGAGCAGGGCAUCGAGCCUCCCGCUCACGCCCUCCUGGAGAAGGACGCCCCGGAGUGUGUAACAUCCGCACACAGCGCAGGCACUACAAUUAGGAAGUACAAGACUCUGCCUCCCAUAUGCAGCAGCGACGGUGAUCUGUUUGGGGUGACGGGCGAGGCGCCGAGGCUCGCAGGCCGAGGCGAGGAGGCGACUGCUGCUCCUGCGAGGCGCCGCCAGUCUGAGGAGUUCCAGAGCUGCUUCCCCUCCCGCCUCAACUCGCACUGCUACCUGGAGCGCACCUGUCCCAAAUGUUUUUACAGAACUCUGAAGCCUAAAUUGCCCUGCCUCACCCACUCUGGGGACAGAUCACUGUUCAGCCAUGGUACAGAAAGAGAGAUCAUCACUCAUACUGUCUCCUGCAUCCUUAGGGGCCUCCUGGAUGACCCCCAGUUCCAGCAGUCUUUAGUGGACAGCUCGGCAGACCCUGUGCCUUAUUUCAGUCAGAUACGAUCCCAGCCCCAGCGAUUCUCUUCUGCAGAGAGGCCCUCUCUGGACCACAGCCCUGAGUCACAGCUCUGUCAGGACACACUGUUGGAGUCACAGCUCCAACAGGACACAAGUCUGGAGUCACAGCUCCAACAGGACACAAGUCUGGAGUCACAGCUCCAUCAGAACACACUGCUGGAGUCACUGCUUCAAGAGGACAUGCUGCAUGAGUCACAGCUCCAUGAGGAUGCUAUGAGCGAGUCCCAGCUCAGUAAUGACUCUCUGCGCGAGUCAGACGAGGAGCAGGGGUUACAGGAGGCCAUCCGCAGGCUGCCGGAGUUUGCUGACCUGGUUGAGGAUGUGCUGCUGAACACACUGCAGAACCUGAUGACCGAAGCUUUCCUGGGGGAGGUGCUUCUGACGGCCCGCCCACGCACCAUCGCGCUGCCGCCGUCCUCAGCCAGGAAAUCUCCCAAGUGCGGCUCGAGGAAGCCUUCUGGAGGCACAGCUGGGAUUGAGAAAACUACAGAUCCCAUCUUCCCCCAGCAGGCCAGCCUGUAGGAGCAGCAGGGAAGUUAUUUAAUCAGAUAGUGGAAGGACGUUUUAUUUUUAACCUUUAAUUCCUUUUUGAAAAUAAUCUCUGUAUCAUGUCUUGAAAGGCAUUGUUAUAAAUCUAAAUAUUCCAAACAGUUUUUCAGGCAUUUCAACAUUUAUGCUUGCCAUUAUGCAGUCCAGAUGUAUUCAUUUGACCUUUAUAUGCACAAAUGUAAAAUAAAACUGCAGCAUUGCGCUGAGCCAAGCAGAACCCUAAAUCAUGAAAAUCUCAUCAAAAACUAAAGCAUUUGCACCGAUGUCUGGGAUCCACUCCUGCCUGUGUCUAGAAACUAACAACUGUCACUGUGGGAGAAACCUGUAGAGAGCAGCCUCAUCACUUACUCUAAAAUGGGGAAGUAAGAUGUCUUUAUUUAAAGAUUAAACUUGCAUGGAAUGUUUCUAUGGUUUUAACUACUGAAAUCCAAGUUAAAUAUGCUGUAAUAACACUGUGACCACUAGGUGAGGUUCCCUGAGUGAGGAAGAAGUAAAUG
Molecule: messenger RNA, 5862 nt
Organism: Anguilla rostrata (American eel)
Lineage: Eukaryota; Metazoa; Chordata; Actinopteri; Anguilliformes; Anguillidae
Gene: cfap65
Product: cilia and flagella associated protein 65
Exons: 33
Coding region: 2-5338 (1778 amino acids)
Biological process (GO): sperm axoneme assembly
Cellular component (GO): cytoplasm; sperm flagellum
Source: RefSeq, a predicted model, not a curated record